GAGGAAUUCCACAGGGGUUUAAGUCGAUUUUAAAGCCGAAAUCGGGGUUUUAUCAUCCAAUUGUCACUGCUCGGAUUUUUUUCUAACCUGGAAAUCACCAGUUCGCCAGAACUUCUGACGAAAAAAAAAAUACAAGAAAGACCGAGAGUCUCGCGUCCCAUCUCGGCUGGUCUUUUGUCCUCCUCUCCUUUCCUUGCGUCCAAUUUUUCCCCCGCCACACACAGUCACACAAUGGCCUCCAGAUCAAGAAUCCAGCCGCUGCUCCGGACAGCGGCACGGAGACAAUCCCUCCUGCCCGCCGGUGGGCGGCGCGUUUUGCGGCAAUCCACGGCUCCGGCCGGCGCCGCCGUCGCCACCACCACCCGUUGCAUCGCGACGACGGCCGCGAGACUGUCCGACGGCGGCGGCCUCAAGGAGAUCAAGCUCACAUCGGCCGCCUACCCGGACAUCAAGCGCGACACCCGCUUCGCCGCGGUGACGGACGCCCACGUCGCCUACUUCAAGGACCUCCUCGGCCCCUCUGGCGUCGUCGACGGCGUGUCCACCGACGCCGCCGACGACCUGGCCGCCUUCAACGAGGACUGGCUGCGCAAGUACCGCGGCGAGUCGCACCUCGUCGUCAAGCCCGCCUCCACGGAGGAGGUGAGCAAGAUCCUGGCCUACUGCAACGAGCAGAAGCUCGCCGUCGUGCCCCAGGGCGGCAACACGGGUCUCGUCGGCGGUUCGGUCCCCGUCUUUGACGAGAUUGUCAUCAACAUGAGCCGCAUGAACAAGAUCCACUCCUUUGACGACGUCAGCGGCACCCUCGUCGUCGACGCCGGCGUCAUCCUCGAGACCGCGGACAGCUACCUCGCCGAGAAGGGCUACAUCUUCCCCCUCGACCUGGGAGCCAAGGGCUCCUGCCACGUCGGCGGCAACGUCGCCACCAACGCCGGCGGGCUCCGUCUCCUCCGCUACGGCAGCCUGCACGGCAACGUCCUCGGCCUCGAGGCCGUGCUGCCGGACGGCACCGUCGUCGACGACCUGUGCACGCUGCGCAAGAACAACACGGGCUACGACCUCAAGCAGCUCUUCAUCGGCGGCGAGGGCACCAUCGGCAUCAUCACCAAGGUCUCCAUCAUCUGCCCGCAGCGCUCGAAAGCCGUCAACGUCGCCUUCUUCGGCCUCGAGUCGUACGAAAAGGCCCAGCAGGCCUUCAAGGCCGCCAAAGGUCAGCUCGGCGAGAUCCUCUCGGCUUUCGAGCUCAUGGACGGCCGCAGCCAGGACCUCGUCCACGCCGUGCGCGGGAACAAGCGGCCACUCGAGGGCGACACCCACCCGUUCUACUGCCUCGUCGAGACGUCCGGCUCCAACGGCGACCACGACUACGAGAAGCUCGAGGGCUUUCUCGAGCACGUCAUGUCCAACGACAUCGUCUCGGACGGCGUGCUCGCGCAGGACGAGACGCAGCUCAAGGCGCUCUGGGGCUGGCGCGAGGGCAUCCCAGAGUGCCUGGGCCACUGGGGCGGCACCUACAAGUACGACGUGUCGAUCCCCCUCAAGGACCUCUACCUGCUCGUCGAGGACACCAAGGCCAAGAUGGAGGAGGCCGGGCUCGUGGGCGACACGGACGAGUUCCCGGCCAUCGGGGUCGUCGGGUACGGCCACAUGGGCGACUCGAACCUGCACCUCAACGUCGCGGUGCGGCGGUACGACAAGCGCAUCGAAAAGGUCCUCGAGCCGUUCGUGUACGAGUGGAUCCAGGCGCGCAACGGCAGCAUCAGCGCCGAGCACGGCCUGGGCGUGGCCAAGAAGAACUUCAUCGGGUACAGCCGCAACGAGACCAUGGUCGGCCUCAUGAAGCAGAUUAAGAAUCUCUAUGAUCCGAACGGCAUCAUGAACCCAUACAAGUACAUCUAAAGGAAGCGCCAAGAUUUACGAUACCCCCUCCCCAUCCACAUCCAUCUCUGGACGGAGUUAUAGGGAAAGAGACAGCGAGGGAGGCAACAGCGGCAGUGAAAUCUUGAACAUAGCCUAGGAUAGCCGGACCUAAGUCCGCCGUUCCCCCCGCGUAAGAUCGGGUUUGUUGCGUGCGAGUGGGUUGGAAAAGGCACACUUAGGCUAUGCUCAUUUUUUUUUCGGUGUGUGUGAGUGAGUGAGAGAGAGUGUGUGUGUGACUGACCUAGGCAAUCACACUGCCCACAUCAUCCCACUCAUCUACACCCACCACACCUCGUUUCCCCCCUCGUCUUUGCUCUUCCACCCUCUCCGUCUCAUUCAUACGAGCAACCGAGUUUUUCUUGCUUUGUAAUAACCAAAGCGAAAAAACUUUUCCUGUCUUGUCGUAAAAACAAAGUGACGACAAGUUGUAAAACGCCCCCUAGCCAGAUUUCGUUGUGUAGUAGGGAAAGACAUGCUUCCUAAUCCGGACAUAUCUUGAGAUCUGUCCUGGUAUGUCUCACCUGGCGGGCGGUGCGGAGAAGACAGGAGACAGGAGCAUAUUUUUUUGGUCUUUCUAAACUAGUUAGGAUAUCAUCACAUCAAUGUACUUCAUAAUACCAAAAAAGAAAACCAGGAGUUCACACCAACGGUAACCGAUGUGAGCCAAUGCUAAUUCUCUCGGAGAGGGGGAGGAAGGGGUCGGUGUGUACAGUGUCUCGUGGUAGGCCUCCCUCUACUCCGAUCCCUCUCAAUAUCUCGCCAAGAGGAUCUAAUACCUCUCUCCUCAUCUCAGAUCGGAUGUUUUGAACGAGGAGGAGCCAGCAGCCAGCAGACGUAGUGUAAGGGUAGAUCAAAGAGCUGUCAGUUAUAACAACAGCCUACCCUGGGCCUUUUCAGCCGCAAUACCCAGGGCCUUGUUCCCAGCCAGCAGUUCUCGUCACUUUAUAGGUUGGGAUUCUCGCAGGUUCCGAGCUCCGGUCCGGUUUUUCCAAGUCAGCCCCCGCAGCCUUGGAUACCGGUGACUCGAUCUCACGGCUCCAAGUCAUCCAUCAUGGGGUGGAUUCCUGGUUCUUAGACUGCCAGAGUGCCAGACGUGCAGCGCCCAGUAAUAACCAUUAGGCUGGGAAAAUCAACCAAGAAAAGGUAGAAAAGAAAACGAAACGAAUGGGGUGAUAUGCGGUACCAGGUUCGUGAAAUCACCAAGAAAACGAAUCGAUUGGCUGAGGUACGUCCCAGCCCACCGAUCCUGGAGAGGUAGGUGUUGAACUGCAACCCUCCAAUGACAUGGCGUCGUCACCGACUCCCGGUCCGGUGGUCGCGGUGGUGAUCAUCAGAGGGUUCCGUCUCUGGGUCUCUGGGGUCUCUGGGGUCUCUGGGGUGGUGGUGGUUCGCG
Molecule: messenger RNA, 3313 nt
Organism: Colletotrichum scovillei
Lineage: Eukaryota; Fungi; Ascomycota; Sordariomycetes; Glomerellales; Glomerellaceae
Product: FAD linked oxidase
Exons: 2
Coding region: 232-1899 (555 amino acids)
Cellular component (GO): mitochondrion
Molecular function (GO): FAD binding; catalytic activity
Source: RefSeq, a predicted model, not a curated record